GUGCACGGUGGUGCUGCUGAACCCGCGCAAGAACCGGCAGCAGCACGUGCAGAAUGCCUCGAGGAAGAGCAUCACGUGCGUGGCCUUCUCGCCGUGCGGCCGCUACCUGGCCACGGGCGAGUGCGGCCACCAGCCCUCCGUCAGGGUGUGGGACGUGGCCGAGAAGACGCAGGUGGCCGAGUUCCAGGGCCACAAGUACGGCGUCUCGUGCGUGGCAUUUUCUCCAACUCAGAAGUAUGUAGUCUCCGUAGGAUCCCAGCAUGACAUGAUUGUCAAUGUGUGGGAUUGGCGAGGAGGAGUAAAAGUCGCUUCCAACAAGUUUUCCAGCAAGGUCAAGGCUAUCAGCUUCGCAGAGAAUGGCUCUUAUUUUGUUACUGUAGGAAACCGCCAUGUGAAGUUUUGGUACCUUGAAGUGGCGCGAGGCUCCAAGUUUAAGGAGCCCGUACCCCUGACUGGUCGGUCUGCCAUUCUUGGAGAACAGAGGAACAACUAUUUCUGUGAUGUCGCAUGUGGACGUGGUGAUAUGGGAGACUCUACUUUUGCCAUCACCAAGUCUGGCUUGUUGUGUGAAUUCAAUAACCGAAGGCUGCUAGACAAGUGGGUGGAGCUGAGAACAUCCAGUGCAAACUGUGUGGUGGCCGGGGAGGAAUAUAUCUUUGUAGGCUGUGCUGAAGGUAUUAUCCGAUGCUUCAGUCCUUAUAAUCUCCAAUUCAUCACCACCCUGCCUCGCACGCACUACCUUGGUGUAGAUGUAUCAAAAGGUUUAACUAUCAGUCACAUGGCCGCUCACCCAAACAAUGCCAAGUACCCUGACACCAUAGCUGUAUCCUUUGAUGAAAACAACCACAAAGUGACGGCUGUUUAUAAUGACCAUUCCAUGUAUGUGUGGGAUGUCAAGGAUAUAAAGAGGGUUGGAAAGUCCCACUCCUACCUGUACCAUUCUGCCUGCAUAUGGGGUGUGGAAACCUACCCCACAGAGGGAGAGGGCGGAAAAGGGGUGAUGCCUCCUGGGUCCUUCAUCACCUGCUCUUCCGACGACACAAUCCGAGUCUGGAAUAUUGACUCUGCCAUGCCCUCAAAUACUCUAUAUAAGAGGAAUAUUUACAGCACUGAACUGCUCAAAAUCAUAUAUGUGGACCCAGAGUUGGGUUUCAUCAAAGACACAGAUGUUAACCCUCAAGGUGGGGAUAGGAAUGACACCUCGUAUGAUUCCCGCAACGGCGUCAGGUGCAUCAGAGUGAGCCCUGACGGCAAGCACUUGGCUUCUGGAGACCGGGCCGGAAACAUCAGAGUGCAUGAAUUGCAAUUUCUGGAUGAGCUUUGCAAAAUUGAAGCUCAUGAUGCCGAGGUGUUGAGCCUUGAGUAUUCCCGCCCAGACACUGGCCACAAGUUCCUUGCGUCGGCGUCACGAGACAGGUUGAUCCACGUGUUUGCUGUCGAUCAGGAUUACAGCUUUGUGCAGACCUUGGACGACCAUUCCUCAGCUAUUACAUCAGUGCGUUUCUACCAAACCCAAGGAGCCUUGCAAAUGGUGUCUUGCAGUGCUGACAGGUCGAUCAUCUUCCGAAGUGCAACACAGACACCCCAGAAUGAGGUUUGGUUUUCCCGUGGACACAACGUGGCUGGAAAGACAACACUUUAUGAUAUGGAGGUGGAUCAUGGUCAGCGGCAUAUACUAACAGCAUGUCAGGACCGUAAUAUUCGUGUUUAUAAUGUUAACACUGGGAAGCAUUCCAAGACUUUCAAGGGCACAAUUGGCGACGAUGGAACCUUGAUUAAGGUGGUCUUAGAUCAGAGUGGAAUAUAUGCUGCUACCAGCUGUACAGACAAGAACAUGUGUAUAUAUGAUUAUUAUUCUGGGGAAUGUAUGGCAACCAUGUUUGGACACUCUGAGCUAGUUACGGGACUUCGCUUUACCAGUGACGGCAAGCACUUGAUCACAGUUUCUGGUGAUGGAUGCAUCUUUCUGUGGAGAAUGCCACAUGACAUGUCGCAGACCAUAACUGCACGCAUUGCACAACAAGCAGAAAGGGCCUCUAAAGAGAAGCGAAAAGUAAGGCAGCCUAUUGAUAACGAAGACUUCAGACCUGCAUCGGACGAUAUAUUUGAUCAGAAUGCCAAUGAAGCAGAAGAGCCAGAUUACAGAUUUAGUAUGGGUCAGCUUCCUUUGUGGGCUAAGAAGCAGAUGACAGAACCACAAGGACCAGCUGGGGGUGCCGGCGACAGGGGCACAGUGGACAUGCCAAAAGGACGCUGGGCACAAAGGCUUCAUAAUAAUGCCAUAACAUUCAAAAGUCAUUAUGAUACGGACUCUGUCAUACCUUUCCCUGCUAGAGAUAAACGUCAACCAGACUCGGAGUCCAGUAAGGAAAGCUCUCUGGAAGACAGUGUCGGAGUCCACAAACAGUACCAGUCACAAACAUCACGUAGAGAUAACUUAAUUUUACCAAAUAAAGACUCAGGUGGCGACCCUGGCUUCAUUCCUUGCCCAGAGAGCAUUAAGGAAAUUAAUUCAGGGGAAGGCAGUUUUCAGGGCUCACCAUCUAAGAUCAACACGAAGAGGGGAAGUGAUCCUGAGAGCCGCAACAGACACCAUACAGACGAUAGUGACGUCAGUAGUCUGAGAGUGGACGACGGAGCAACAGACCACGAUGGAGACAUUGAGGACUACAGCGAGCAUGAUGAUGAAAGCACCGAGCCGGAACAUUCUGAACACUUGAUGUAUUACCCACAUAAUGAUGAUACAGCAAGUGAUUUUACUGUUAAUGCAAUGGAUGUAGAGGAGCUGCGUCGUUCCCAGCGCCGUCACAGAAAAGCAAGACCAGAGAGACCCACGGACAUUCCACUUGUUUCAGUCUCUGGUUCUCAGGAUUCAGAUGAUGAUGACGAGGUCUCUACUCCAAGUGCUGAUACUGCAGAGCGCAAUAUUAUGUCUAUGCUCAAUGUCAGCACAGAGAGCAUUGACAGAGUUGGUCGACGUGAGACUUUCCUCAAGUCAAACUUCGAGUCACUUGAAGGGGAGACGGUGCGACCAGAGAAGGAAGUCAAGAAUAAAAAUAGUAUAUCUUAUAAGUUUAAUGCAAGAAAUAAGGACUCUCAAGUCUCAAACAAACGGGAAGAAUUGCUAAAGAGAAUUGAAGAGACAAGAAAGAAGCUGCAAAGUAUUGGGUAUAAGAGUAAUCUUAGAAGCAGCAAGAGUAUCUCAGACCUAAGCAACAUUCCAGAGAAAGAUACGUCAUACAUGUCAGGGAACCAAGAUGGCGGCAGUGGAGACAGUGGGUUCAGCAGCAGCCCCUGUGGUGGUAGUGGUGGUUUACGUCGCGCCUGCUCUCUGAGUGACCUCACCAACCCCACCACCCCACGACGCCUACUGCCAACUCCCCCUACGGUUGGAGGGAAGAAGAUGGGUGGAAAAUCCAACAGCAAAUCCCCUGGACGAUCGCACUCCUCCUUGUCUCGGUCCAGUUCUAUUGGGGUUCUAAAUCAGACUGGCGAGGAUGGUUCGAGAAGCGACAGGCCCAUGAGACCAACCAUUGCUUCCAUGAACAAGAUGACGCCUCGUGCUCUCAAGAGGAAGGCGUCCCUCUCACAGGCUGUCUCUACUGGUGAUAUUCGGCAAUUUCAUGAAGAUUCAAGCUCUGAAGACACGUCUCCUUCAGAACACAAGAAUAUGCGUAGCCGUACAUUAGGUGGUGAUAGGCGUGGCAACCUUCCUACCCGUGCUGUGAGUGAGCGCGACCUCACCCGCAGCAGCAGCUUGUCCAGUAAGUCGAGAGGGGAAGCCGUGCGAGGACGCUACGCCUCGGCCGCAUCGCCUGUAUCCAGACGAGGUCUUCCCAAUUCGGACAUCAGCAGGCCCUCAUCUGCAGCUUCCACGGUGGACAUGAGCCCGGAGGAGUAUCCAACGAGGGAUGAUCUCUCCUUCAAAGACUUAGACAAUAUGCCCUUGAGCGUGGGUGUAGUGGAAAGUGUCUGUGAGUGGGUAGUAGAAGGAUGCGAGCGGUUAAGUCAGCUGUGGUGGCGUGCUUGCAGUGAGGGUGGGGGAGAAGAGGACCACCACAGGGCUUUGCUCCUCCUGGGUGCAGCUGCCAGAGCCACACACGCUCUAACUCCUCUCACAGCUCCAAAUGCCGUACCACCACCUUCUCCAGCCUCCAUGUCCUCUGCUGCCCCGGCACAGCAGACUGGAGACAGCAAGGACCCCCGCAUGGUGGCUAUGAUGCAACAGUAUACUGAUAUUCUGGUCAAUAUGGUCCAGCAGAAGAUGGCAUCGCACCAACCUCCACCAGGACCCACGUGAUCAAACUCAUGUCACAACAUACAGUCAUGCAACUUCAACCUCAUACAGUCAUAUGGCUUGACCUGAAAAAUGUACAGAAUAAGUUCAGUGCCCAGUUUUGAGAUAGAUUUGUCAGAUGGGUGACUCAAGCCUCUUUUUAAGAGUGUAAGGCUGUGUAUGAUUGCUUUCAUGUAAAGGAUUUUGAUCCACUUUUUAAAUAUGUGUUAUAUGUGAUUUUAGAUUCUCCUUGUUAAAUGAUAGUGUUCCCUAUGUGAUGUCAGAUAGCUAGAUUGCUGAUGAUUACAGUCUUUCUACUAGAUUUGAUGCCAUUUUAAUUUUAUUUGAUUGUUGCGUUUUACAUUCCAGGUUGUCUGUGACAUUUGUUUCCAUAGUGGGCAGGAGUGUCAUUUUAUUUAUUGAUUAUUUUUUCAUAUGACCUCUAGAAGCCCCUUUUGCUGCCAAAGCUCUCAUGACCACUGUGUGAUUGUAAUUAUCUUUGAGGACAACAAGCAUGUAUGUAUGUAUGUAUGUAUAUAUGUACAUAUGUACCCUGACUUUAUAUGUGUAGUAGAGAGAAGUUCCUGCAUAUUAUAUCACUGUCUUCUGUGUCCCAUAACACUGGAGUUGACCCAUAACACUGGAGUCAAAAAUAAAGCCUAUUGCUCCAAACUGAAAGCCAUCAAUUCGGCUCUGUCAGCAAAUUUAGGGCCAGUCCAUUGCUUUUAGCCAGUCUCCUAGAAGAAGUUUUUCUGGUAUUCAAAACAUAGUUUGUAAUGCAAAAUUUGCAUUUUCCUUGGAAUGUUUGUGUGACUAAGUACAAGUUUACAAUAUGUAAUUGUCCGUCAUAGUUUUAGAUUUGUUUGCUUAAAGGUUCUUCUUCAGUACCACUUCCUCCUGAAGUGUGGUUCAACAAAGUGAGAAUGUUGAACAUGAAAUAGGAAAAAAGAAGAAGAAAAAAAAAAGAGAGACUUCCAGGCCCAGGUCGGGAAUCCACUUUUUAGUUUAGAAAUACUUUUUGACGUUGGUCAUCAUGCUGGAGGGGAUGAUAAAAUAUGUAGGAACUACUCAUUAUAUGUUGAUGUCCAUAUACAUACACAUAUAUUAUAUAGACUCGUUCAUGUAUUGCCAUGCAUAAAAUACACUUACACAUACAGACACACAGUGACAGGGAUAUAUUUCCAACAUUGUACAUGCAUACAUACAUACAUAUUUACAUAUAUACAUGCAUACAUACAUACUUGUAGAAAACAUUUUAUUUUUUUUUUUUUGUCAAUAUGGAAAUGAAACUCAAACUUUUUUUCUGGGUCAUUGGUCUGGUUUCGAUGAUAAUUGUGAUGAGACAUUUAUUCACUGGACAGAUGCGAUGAGCCAGAUUUUUAGUUUUCUGUACAAAGUGGUUGUCAGGUGAGAGUGGCACGUUGACGCAAGGAUGCAUCAAACAUCGGCACUCGGCUGUCUCAAUACAGCAAGUAGGCCAUAGCACCAAGUCAAAGGCAUUCUUUCUUGGUAUUAGAAAUAAUUUUGUCGUACAUUCAUAACUUAACAGCAUGUUGUCUUUAACAUUAUCCAUAUGCUAUUAACUACAUCUAACUUUUCAUUUUUUUAAAUGUUAUUGGACAUGGUGAUGGCAUACUGCUGAUUUGGGCUGGCUGUUUACCUAAUGGUGUAUACUAUAAAUAUUUUGUGUUAUGUUUGUGCAAGUUUUACUGCCUGGUAAUUAGAGUUAGGAAACACAGCAUAUAUGGAAUAGUGUCAUAUUAAUCAAAGUUUUUUAUGUGCUCUGAAUCUCUUAUCGAGGGUCAAGGAAGGAGCACGUGAUUGAAUUUAUUAAAUAUCUGAUUAAUUAUAACAUAUGCAUGUGCUGUGCUUGGAUAUUAAAUCCUAACACAGACCAGACAAUUAAUGCAAUAGCCACCAGAGGUUUCAGAAGUGUCAUGGGUGUUGUUGCAAUCUUGCGUUGACUCCUGCUCAUUGAUACCAAAAAUUGUUGCUAUGUUGCUCACUGCUGUCUGUGCUCAUUUCUCAAAAGGAUUCUCAAAAGGAUGAAUGGUUUGAAUUGAAGCAGUGAUCAUGUACUGAAGAAUAAAGCCUCCUGUUAGUGGACAUUUUCUAAUGAUACUGCGGCUUCGGUAGUAGCAGCAUCAGUAGGCAUGUGAGCAGCACUUUAGUUAUUAUUUUAUUAGUCUGCCCCUGAUAGAUUAGUCUUGGAAAGUGUUUGUUUGCCAACUUUUUCGAAGAAAUGAAAAAGAUGUGAUGUCUUGUUUUGUGCAUUCAUUUUUGAUAGGUUUUACCGUUAGUGUUGGUUUUCCACGUAAAACAGUUUUGAAAAUUUAUUGUUUUAUGAUGGCCUAGGAUGAUGUACUUGAUGGUGGAGGCUUGUGCACAUUUGGUGACAAAUGUGACAUUAAGCCACACUCUUGAGCCAGGCUGGGAUAGGGGCAGUUGUGGGAGCCCAGUGGUCUACUCAUUCCAGCUCUUAGUUUGCAGUGCACAAAAUUUUGUAAAGCUAUUGUAUUAAGUUGAGCUGAGUCAGGUCAUAUUCCCAGAGGGUGCCACUUGGUGCCACGAUGAGGUGUGCCAAACCCUUGCAGAUGUGGUUGCUGCCAGAACUGCAAGGGAGUGUAUAGCUGUAUCAUAGUGUACAGUCUCCAUAGCUUCUAGACAUCAUUCCCUUGCUUCGGGGGGCUCAUUUAUCACAGGAUAGGUUGCAGGCCUUGCAAGUCUUUGUCUUCCCUGUGACCUUAUUGUAUCAAUGCCUUCCAUAAUAGUGUGAUUGUCCUCCAUUUUUUAGGGUGUUGCCACAGUGCUGUUGAACAGCUCUGAGGCUAGAUUGUGCUCAUAUGGAGAUCCGGGUAAAUGUUUGCCAAAUGAAAUCUCAUUUCUUGAUAAAAUAUGUCUACAGAAGAAUGAUGUCUUUGUUUAAAACCUAAUAAACAUAACUGGAAA
Penaeus vannamei (Pacific white shrimp) is the source of this 7225-nucleotide messenger RNA. The record is from RefSeq and is a predicted model, not a curated record. Lineage: Eukaryota; Metazoa; Arthropoda; Malacostraca; Decapoda; Penaeidae.